Xenopus laevis (African clawed frog) is the source of this 1851-nucleotide messenger RNA. Its product is annotated as vomeronasal type-2 receptor 26. The record is from RefSeq and is a predicted model, not a curated record. NCBI's taxonomy places the organism in Eukaryota, Metazoa, Chordata, Amphibia, Anura, Pipidae. Bases 1 to 1851 code for a protein of 616 amino acids. The transcript has 7 exons.
AUGGAAAGAGCAGUCCAAAAUACCCAGUUUAGCCUUGGCAGGAACAAGAAUUACCAGAAUAUUUUGGCUUUUAUCUUUGCCAUAAAUGAGAUUAACAGAAACCCCCAUCUUCUCCCCAAUGUCUCACUUGGCUUCCACUUUGUUGAUGGUUGUUCAUGUGAAGAAAGAGCUGUUGCUGGAAUGUUUGAUAUUUUAUCAGGAGGGGACAUUCCCGUACCCAAUUUUCACUGUGGUUUCUUACAUAACUUGGUGGCCAUUGUUGAUGGUAUAUCUGCAAAAGUGACAAUCCUGCUGGCCCAAUUGCUUGGAAUCAGCCAUAUCCCACAGAUAAGCUACUCCUCCUUGGACCCACUACUAAGUGAUAAAGUGCGUUUUCCUUCUUUCUACAGAACAGUCCCUAGUGAUAUCAUUCAGUAUAUGGCCAUUGUUAAACUAGUUAAAUAUUUUUCCUGGUCAUGGGUUGGAAUCUUGGUUUCAGAUGAUGAGUCUGGCUUAAAGAUGAGCCAGGUGCUAGAGAAACAGUUGACAGAUAAUGCUCAAGCCUUGCACUUGAUGUACUUAAAGGAACCAAAGGAACACAUUGAUAAACAUCAUUUUAAAGCUUGGAAGAUUCAUAAAUAUUUGAAACAUGUGCGCUUCACAAACACUGCAGGGGCUGAAGUGUAUUUUGAUGAACAUGGAGAUAUGCCUUUAAAGUUUGACAUCUUAAACUGGAUUGUCUACCCUAAUGAAAGCCUUGGUGGUUUCAGUGUUGGAAGUUUUGACUACCAGAAUGGUUUCUUUGAUUUAAAAAUUAACGAGAGCUUAAUAAAGUGGAGCACAGCUUUUAAUCAGACUCCAUGUUCAGCCUGCAGUGAAACCUGCCCUACUGGAUACAGAAAGACUACUAAAGAAGGCUAUCCUGUCUGCUGCUAUGAUUGUAUCCCCUGCCCAGAGGGUGAGAUAUCCAACCAAACAGAUAUGGCAUUAUGUUUCAAAUGUCAAGAUAAUCAAUGGCCUAAUACUAAAGGAAAUGCAUGCAUAUUUAAAGAAAUAAUUUACCUGUCAUUUGAUGAACCACUGGGUACGUCUCUGACAUUGAUUUCAAUACUGUUCUUUCUUCUCACUUGUUUAACGUUGCUGAUUAUUACUAUAUACAGAAACACAGCAAUUGUGAAAGCCAACAAUAGAAAUCUUAGCUACCUGCUACUCCUCUCACUGAAGAGCUGCUUUCUCUGCAACUUAAUUUUCAUUGGCCAUCCCAUCCAAAUGACCUGCAUUCUCAGACAAACAGUCUUUGGAUUCACCUUCUCCAUUUCUCUCUCUACCAUCCUGGCCAAGACAGUGACUGUAAUCAUUGCAUUUAAUGCCACCAAGCCAAGAACAAAACUAAGGACCUUUCUGGGACCCUAUACUUCAUACUGUAUUGUAAUAUUUUGUUCACAUAUUCAAGUUUUAAUAUCUGCUAGCUGGUUGGGAACCUUUCCCCCUUUUCUACACUAUAACAUGGCAGAUGAAGUUGGGAAAAUAAUAGCUGAAUGUGAUGAAGGGUCAACGUUGGGAUUUUGUUCUGUGCUUGGGUUCAUGGGGCUUUUAGCCUGCCUCAGUUUUAUUAUUGCUUUCUUUGCUAGAAAGUUGCCUGAUUCUUUCAAUGAAGCCAAGUUCAUCACAUUCAGCAUGUUGAUUUUCUGUUGUGUAUGGAUCUCUUUUAUUCCAGCCUAUUUGAGCACUAAAGGAAAAUACAUUGUGGCAACAGAAAUAUUUGCAAUCAUUGCUUCCAGUAUGGCUUUAUUGAGCUGUAUAUUUUUUCCCAAGUGCUUUAUUAUACUUUUAAGACCUGAAUGUAAUACUAAAGUAUAUAUAAGAAACUAG